AUGUGUGAGGUGCUUCGCCUUAAAUAUGAAAGAGCCCACCUGGCCUACCUUCUCAGCGUGCACAAUGUCAGGGAUGCUGAAGCAGGGCUUUAUGGCCAGAAGACUAUCACUGGGGCACUGAGGAAGGAUGACACACCAGCACCGUUUGGGGGUUAUGAAGAUACUUAUGGGUGGCAUGUGGUGUCUGUGACAGCACAUUAUCUGGUAGAGUGCCUUCUUCAAGAAUAUCAGCGACAGGGAGCAAAUCUCACUCAGCUCCCACAAGGCACUUUUGGACAGGUGUUCAGGUCAGAUCAUACACGAAAAGUUGCUCGAAAAGUGACCCUCUCAUCUGGCACAAUGUCAUUUUAUGCUGUUAUGAAUGAGAACUGGAUGAUCCUGUCCUGGGUGAUGCUGCAGUCUGAGAGUGAGCAGUCUCUGGAGUCAAUGUACUGUGGGCUGGCCAAUCGGCACAGUGCUGCUGGCAUUCCCAAAGCCAAGUACCAGUGGGUGGACAGGGACUGCUGUGCCGCUUUCAGAGUGAUGGACCCAGCACCUCAUGAGCACCAACAGUGGGAAGCCUGGAGGACCACAGAUGCUAUAGUGGCAGAGGUUACAUCAGGAAACCUCAGUAAUUUAAGUGCCUCUUGCUGGAAAUACAAUGAGGGAAUGGAUGUUAAACUGGACUUGAUUCACUGUAUGCGGCGAUUUACGAGGGAGCGUGUGUCAGAGCACCAUCCUUUGUAUAGCUCCUUCUGCCAGUUCCUCUCUUCUGCCUUCUCUGUAGUGGAUCAGAGUGAUCUGGAGGAAGUGAAAAAAGCAUACAGAUUCUGUGGUAUUGAACCUGCUAAUCCCACCAAGCAGCACAUCAGAGAGCACUGCAGGACAAAAGUACCUCAUCCCAGAGAGCUGGUCCAAAGAGUGCAAGACGUCCUUAAACAUUUCCAUCUUGCAAAGGAUCCCAACAACAUCAGCGGCUGGUGGACCUGA
Triplophysa dalaica is the source of this 969-nucleotide messenger RNA. RefSeq lists its product as uncharacterized. The coding region runs from base 1 to 969 and encodes 322 amino acids. Lineage: Eukaryota; Metazoa; Chordata; Actinopteri; Cypriniformes; Nemacheilidae. The transcript has 2 exons. The record is from RefSeq and is a predicted model, not a curated record.